UUUCUCAUUGGCUUAUUGGAUUACAGUCUCACUUUUGUAUCUUGAUACCUUUUAAGGACAAGCAAAUGUGAAGCAUGAUACCUCUAAACUUGCAGAGGCACAUUAAAUAUUAAAUGUAACUUCAUAUAAUGCCAGAUGGAGGUUUACCUAAAAGCACAAUGGAUAUCGGGCAGCUAGGACAAGAAGUCUGCGUGAAAGUAGCUGUGGGAUUGAGUCAGACAGAAGGUUCAGAGGAACAGGACACAACCAUCUGUAUUAAUGAAGACUUCAAAAGCUUAAUAUUAACAGAUAAAGCUGAUACAGAAACAAAGGAAUACCAUUUUACAUUUGACGGAGUAUUUUAUUUCAACAAUGGACAGGACAAGGUGUUUACGGAGUUGCUCCAGCCAAUGCUUCACACAGUCAAAUCAGGGUACAAUGUGUCUGUUGUUGUGUGUGACUCUGACAGUCCUGGCAUGGAUUCCAUAAUUAGUGGGAGAGGAAGCCAUUUAGGAUUAUUUUAUCAGGUGGUGGAAUAUAUAUUCCAAGUUGCCUGUCCUGCAGAUCAUGAGGAAACCAUGAUGACCGCUGCUUUCAUUCAGUUCAGUCAGGAUGGAAGAGCAAAGGAUUUAUUUAAUCCAUGUAAUCAAAGUUUGUCUGCUGUGUACAUUUCAGUUCUUGGAAUGGUACUGGAAGGGGCCAGUGAAGUGAUUAUUACCAAUCCAGAAGAAGCACAGAGCUUGUACCUUUCUGGCAAACAAGGACUAGAGGAUUCAAAUUACAGCUUGAAGGCCUUUGAAGAUAAGAUUUGGGAACACAUGGUCUAG
Xenopus laevis (African clawed frog) is the source of this 806-nucleotide messenger RNA. Its product is annotated as kinesin-like protein KIN-4A. Lineage: Eukaryota; Metazoa; Chordata; Amphibia; Anura; Pipidae. The transcript has 9 exons. The record is from RefSeq and is a predicted model, not a curated record. The coding region runs from base 129 to 806 and encodes 225 amino acids.